UAAAAUUUUUGAACUAUUUAAUAUUUAAGUAAAAGAUAAAUUUAGAAUGGGCGAAAAAAUGAUUUGACAAAGAGAACCAACAAUAAAUUAUUAGAAAAAAAAAAUACAAGAUGAUAGUGAAAACUGAAGAACCUACUAAUUCGAAUCAAAACCAAGUGAUUAUUCACUACCGAAUUAAUUUUAAAUACGUAUGUCUUUAUACAGUAUCUAUACCUUUAGGAGCACUAAUCGUAUGUCUUAUAUCCGCUUAUAUAUUCCAAUACGAUGAUGUACAUGAAACUCAUUGUCAGGUUUUUAAUGUUGUACCUUCUAUAAGUGCAGUGACUGGUAUUAGUCCUCAAAAAUACAUUUGGAGAAUUAGUAUCGCGUUGCAUAUUGGACCAAGGGUUAUAAUAUCUGCUGUGUACAAGGCAUAUCAGUUCAAUAUGAUCAAUCCUUUUGGAGAAUCUCAUUUAAAGUCUAAAGCACAAUUAUGGCUUAAUAUUGCCUAUUUUCUUAAUCUAAUCGAAACAGGAGCACUGUGUGGUGUAACAUAUAUUUCAAAUAGAGAAAACUAUCCUGUUCAUGAAAAAUUGUUUAUCACAUUUAUGGUAAGUAGUUUGGGGCACAUGGUAGCCUGUAUUAAAGGAACCAGAUAUGCUGCAGAGAGUAGAGACGACAUAGAAUCAGUAAAGGAGGGUUUGAAAUAUAAGAGGGAUUUACUGAUGCUGUCUCUAAUGUGUACAGCUGGAUUGUUGUUCUUCUUUCUUCAACAUCGACUCUUUUGUUUCAGAAUGGCUUUUAGUAUGUUCGCCUUGUGUGAAUACAUAAUAGCGGCGGCUAAUAUGGCGUUCCAUAUUUCUGUUGUCUGCGAUUUUCCUACUGAAGACUUGAUAGUGGGGAAAAUAAUUGAUGAUCAAACGUUUAUAGACGACUGUUCGGGAGAUUGCAAGAAAUUCCAGUAGCGUCUCAAAGUAUUUUCUCGUUUUUAAUUAUCAGUCUCUCGGAUAAUUUAAAAUUCCACAUCUUCCAAAAAUUUGUUUUCGAAAGAUACAAAAAUAAAGCACAAAUAGCAUCUUUCAAUAAUUAAUAUUAAAUUGUAAUGAGUCAAUUUAGAAUCUGUAGAGGCUUUUGAGUCCCGUGAUGCUAUUUAUAGAGUAAUUCUUCAUCAAUUUGAUAAAAUUCUAGAUUUAUUAGUAACAAUACAGGGCGUAAAGGAAUAAGCGCAAAAAAUAUUUUAUUAAAAAUAAGAGGGCCAUCCAUUAAUUCGCCACAUUAAUUGGGGGCGUCACAUUAAUGGUGAAUGGUGAGAAAAUCUAGGGGGAGGGGGUCAAGAUGAAUCGCAUUAAAUUUUAAGUAGGGGUGAGAGGAGUUUGGUUUGGUUGUCAAAUAUCGCGUAAUUUUUUUCGUGCAAGAAAUUAUGUAUGCAGGAUGUCCCAGGUUGAGCGUGCAUUAGAAGUUUCUAUACAACCACAAUGUCUAAAUUGGAGAUUUUUUGUUCACAUCUCUGUUUUACAACAAGAUCUAUCCAUUAAAAAUAUUUUCAAUAUGGCGACACUUCCGGAAAUACCGGAAGUUGACAACAACUUUUUUAUUUUAAAUGGGUGUUCCCAUUAUUUAUUACA
This is a messenger RNA of Sitophilus oryzae (rice weevil), 1604 nucleotides long. Its product is annotated as post-GPI attachment to proteins factor 2-like. Gene Ontology annotation, biological process: GPI anchor biosynthetic process. The record is from RefSeq and is a predicted model, not a curated record. The coding region runs from base 111 to 944 and encodes 277 amino acids. Lineage: Eukaryota; Metazoa; Arthropoda; Insecta; Coleoptera; Curculionidae. Gene Ontology annotation, cellular component: Golgi membrane; endoplasmic reticulum membrane. The transcript is spliced from 6 exons.